This is a messenger RNA of Chelmon rostratus (copperband butterflyfish), 3641 nucleotides long. It is a transcript of the gene g2e3, whose product is annotated as G2/M-phase specific E3 ubiquitin protein ligase. The record is from RefSeq and is a predicted model, not a curated record. Gene Ontology annotation, cellular component: nucleus. NCBI's taxonomy places the organism in Eukaryota, Metazoa, Chordata, Actinopteri, Chaetodontiformes, Chaetodontidae. Gene Ontology annotation, molecular function: ubiquitin-protein transferase activity. The coding region runs from base 138 to 2384 and encodes 748 amino acids. The transcript has 17 exons.
GAAAGAGGGAAAUUUAAAACUCGACGGCGUUAGUCACAAAAAACACAAACAACCGGAAUAAAUCGUCUCAAAACGAUUCGAGGAUGAGCUCAAACUGACAUCUUCAUCCUUGAAUGUAAAGGUCGCUUCACACCAACAUGAAGAAGGCGGCGAGGAGGUCGCAGGUCACAGACAGCUCCAGAAAGCAGGAGGAGUGCUGUGUUCUCUGCAGGCUCAGUGAUGAUGAUCCGGCCAUAUUUGGGGAGAAAGUCACACUCAAAGAGCACAAACUCUCUGUCCACUACUUCUGUUUGCUGACAUCCAGUGGAGUCUACCAGCGAGGACAGGAGGACGAGGGCGUCUUUGGUUUCCUGGUGGACGACAUCAAACAGGAGAUCCGCCGGUCGGCUCGACUGACCUGUUACUGCUGUAAGAAGAAGGGUGCGUGUGUCGGCUGUAACGUCAGAAGCUGCAGGAAGACGGUCCACUUCCCCUGCGGGAGGAAACAGAGAUUCAUCUCUCAGUUCACUGAACUCUUCCCGUCUUAUUGUCCGGAUCACAGUCCCACUCAGUCUCUGUGUGUGGGUUUAGACCUCAGUCUGCCUCAGUCCUGCUCCAUCUGUUUGGAGUCCAUCAACCCCGUCCUCUGCUACUCCCUGCUCAAAUGUCCAUCCUGCCACGCCAGCUGGUUCCACCGGGACUGUGUGCAGCGUCAGGCGCACAGUGCCGGCCUCUUCUUCUUCAGGUGUACGCUCUGUAACAACAAGGAGGACUUCCAGGAGGAGAUGCUCCGGAUGGGAAUAUACAUCCCAGAGAGAGAUGCCUCAUGGGAGUUGGAGCCAAAUGCAUAUUCAGAGCUGCUGGAGGUGUAUAAACGCUGUGACGCUCUCACCUGCCUCUGCAACGACGGACGGACACACUGCGCCAAGACCGGCUGGUUCGAGGUGAUUCGCUGCCGGCUCUGUGGGUCUGGAGGGACUCACAGGAAGUGUUCGGGGCUGAAGUUGGACACCAGAGACUGGGCCUGCAGCGACUGCACGCAGGCCACUGAUGGGAAAGCUUCACUGGUGGCUUCUCCUCAUGGAGGUCAGAGGCGGAGUCUGCUGUCCAAGCGCCACCUGUCCCCCAUCCACUCCUCCAUCAGCUGUAAGAGACCAUCGUUACCUGUAGGAUCUGGAUCUGGAUCACCUGAGGACUUCCUGCGGGCGUUGGCCCCUCAGCUGCGUCCCCUCAGUGUCCAGGUGGAGGUGUGUGGGGAUCAGGCUCUGGCUGCCGGUGUGCAGCUGGUGAGGGGGGCCGACUUCGACCCCACACACACUCUGUCUGUCAGCUUCAAAGACGACCAGCAGACCGCUUUUCCCAGCAGCCACCAGGACAGCGUCACGGCCAAGCAGUACUUCCUGAAGCUGCUGACGCAGCAGAUCCAGGAGUCUGUGGUCUUUGAGGGUCCAGACGGAUCCAAAAACCUGGCGCUGGACUCGCAGGCUCUGCGUGAGGACCUGUACUUUGACGUCGGCUGUCUCCUGGCUCUGUCUCUGGUUCACGGCGGUCCUCCUGUCGGCUUCUUCUCUCACACUCUGUAUCAGUGUCUGUUCAACUAUCCGCCCAAUCAGCCGCUCAGCGUCGCGCACAUGACCCCCGACACGCACUUCACCCACCAAGUCAGCAGGAUCGCGGAGGCGGAGUCUUUAGACGAGCUGAAAAAAGUCAUGGCGUCCAGUUGGGAAUACCUGGAGCUGGCCGGCUGCAACCGACCAAUCAGCAGCCUGCAGGAGCGAGACGCUCUGGUGGAAGAUCUGGUGAACUUCACUGUGAUCACCAGGAUGCAGCUUCCACUGCAGAGGUUUCGGGCGGGUCUGCAGACGCUGGGCGUCUUUGAUCAGGUGCAGCUCUUCCCGUCCGUGUUCUGCGGUGUUUUCUGUGAGGCGACGGUUCGGCUCACGGCUCAGACGCUCGGUCAACUCUUCACCGUCAACUUCUCGCAGCGGGAGGACAGACUGAACAGAGAGACGGCCGUCAUCAGCUUCUGGAGACACUUCCUGCUCGAGUGCGAAGUCGGGAGGAGCUCCAUCUCCCUUCAGGACCUUCUUCGCUUCGCCACAGGAGCUGAGGAGCUCCGACCCUCCGGCCUCCUCCCUACUCCCUCCAUUUCAUUCCUCCACCCCAUCAUCUCCUCCCCACCAGGAGCCGAGCAGGAGGAGGGGGAAGGAGGAGGAGGAGGAGGAGGAAAGAAGGGAGCGCUCAGACCAGGGAGGGAGGUGUGGAGGGAUGAGGGGCUGUUUCCUCAGAGGGAGCCCGGCUCCAAACUCCUCCUCCUGCCCGUCACCUCCUCCUACCAGGCCUUUAAAAGCGCCAUGGAGCAGGCCAUCAGUCACCAUGUGCACCUCCUCCCCACAGAGAGCUAGAGGAGGAGGAAGAGGAGGAGCGUGGACAGCUGUUAGAUUCCUCCCCCUUCAUGCAGCGUUACGCCUCCAUCUUGGAUUUUAAAUGUUCUCUGAUUGGUCCGGUUCUUAAAGGGUCAUUCUGGUGUGACUCAACAUGUUUGUCCGUCUCUCAUUACUGUCUGACUUCCUGUCUGUGUCUCUCAGCCCGUUGGUUCCUACUGAAGUUUAAACACUUGUCACAAAUAUUUAGUCUCUUGUUUAAAAGCUUCAGUAGUUUCCUCAAACAGCUGCUGUCUGUAGUUUUUAUCAGACGAACAGGAGUAGGUAGAACAUCUGCUGGGACUAUUUUCAGUGGCGGAUGAAUCCACAGUUUGUGGCAGCAGGACGAUGUGUGUGUGAGAGACUGAGGCAGACAGUGAUGACGGAACAUAUCAGCCGGUGUCGUGUUCCUUUAAGUUCAUCUUAAACAGAGAAGAGCAAAAACACACCGAACCAUCAAUACCAAAUAUUUACAAACUCUAAUAUUAAAGCAUUAAAAGCUGCAUUCAUUUCACAUUUUGGCCACUUGGGGGCAGCAGAGAAAGCGUUACGUUAUAACGAACACAGAGCAACGUUAGCAUUUACUCUGAGCGCUGUUGGAGGCCUUUUAGCUCCGGUUUCUGCAUCACAUCUGUCUCUGCUUCACUGAUGAGAAACAUCAGGUUUAAAACCGAUUUAGAGAAGAAAAGCAAGAAGCAAGUGUUCAGAUGCUUCAGCUGGAAACCGGCAGAACGUCCAGCUGCUGGACGCGAACGCUUGAAUCCUCCUAAACUGGCCUUUUUGAAACCUUUUUCUCUGCUCUUGCCUUAAACAUGCAGCUCAGAUGGUUUAUGAUCAAUUAUCUUCUAUGUUUUCCAGUUUAAAAACUAUGGUGCUACUUGUAUAACGUUGCCUAUAAGAGCUUCUUUUACUUCACUUGUAUUUUUGUUGUACGUUGUUUUUUAAGGCUUCGCUGAUGCUGAGAUUUUCUGUUUGUGCUUGUUGUUUUUUAACUUUUGGAGAAUGAACACAGUGUGAAGUGCAGGCGUCGGAUGGGACUGAUCUCAUUCUGACACCGUUUGUCCUCUCGUGUCAUGUGACGUCUGAGACUUCCUGCCACUGUGUUUAUUAUCUAAUGUCAAAUGUUUUUCUUCAGGAAAGUCUUGAGGGUCACUUGUCAUGUCCAAACCUUUGUGUUUUGUCAAAACAAUGUUAUGUUUAAAAAAAUAUAUAAAUUUACUCAAUAAAAUUACAGGAACU